This is a messenger RNA of Chanos chanos (milkfish), 1185 nucleotides long. It is a transcript of the gene terf1, whose product is annotated as telomeric repeat binding factor (NIMA-interacting) 1. The record is from RefSeq and is a predicted model, not a curated record. The transcript has 11 exons. NCBI's taxonomy places the organism in Eukaryota, Metazoa, Chordata, Actinopteri, Gonorynchiformes, Chanidae. Gene Ontology annotation, biological process: negative regulation of telomeric D-loop disassembly; negative regulation of DNA replication; telomere maintenance via telomerase. Gene Ontology annotation, cellular component: chromosome, telomeric region; nucleus; nuclear telomere cap complex. The coding region runs from base 1 to 1185 and encodes 394 amino acids. Gene Ontology annotation, molecular function: DNA binding, bending; protein homodimerization activity; ankyrin repeat binding.
AUGGAUGAAGACAAAGCAGAAGAUGGUCGAGACAUAACAUCAAAUACAUUCGGUGAUAGUACGGUCCUUCCGGAUGCGGAGUUUGUCGCCAAGUCAUGGAUGAUGGAUUUCCUAUUCUUGUCGUUAUGUCGUUACUACAGAGAGAGGAAUCCUGACAAGUUCAGCGAAACUCUGCGCACGUUCGAAGUAAUGAUUGACGGGGAGCACCGACUACAGGACCACCAGGAAUGUAAAAGAGCAAUCUGUUGCUUCCUUGCCAGAAUUAUGGAUGCCAAAAACUUAGAUGUACAGUAUGAGAAAGAUGUACGAAUAACGCCUUUGACGUCAGCACUCAAGGUGUGGCAAAGUAUGAGAGACAUUAUAAACGAUGAGAUUGAUGAGACUGUUUUUGAAAAUAUCAGAUGUCUGUUAAUUGUGCAGUCUGUCGGUGUUUGCUUGGAGAAGGGGAAUACACGUCAGGCAAAGGAAACUCUUCGGCGGCUGGAGAAAAAAUGCGACGUACCGGAGAAGUUGCAGAUGAGACUGUCGACUGUUAUCAGUAAGAACGAUUCCUAUGAUCCGCUGCUCGUGAGCUUCAGUCACAGCCGUCUGCUGGAGAGCGUUGACACGUUCCUGGAAGGCUUUCUCAAAGAUCACCCCUCAGACUUCUUACUUAAGGCUGCUUCCCGAGUGGUCCACGCCCGUCAGGAGAGAAUGGAGAAGACAGAGUCGGAGCAGGAUUACGUCGGGCCGUCCUCAAGGGAGGAUCUGCAGGACUGGGUGACCGCCGUAUUGCGGCUCGAGAAGUUUAGCUGGUCGCCCAGGGUCACGCCAAGGAAUGAUGACAAGACUGUUCCAUCAGGAUUACGUUUAAGACCAAAAAAGAAACUACUAUCGACACGAAAUGUCGAACCGUGGAAGCCUGACACUGCCAAAAAAGACAGCGGCGUGACCCACAGAAAGUCCAGUUUAAAGGUAUCAAGGAUAAGCUUUGACAGUGAAACCCCACAGAAAACUGAGAGCAAGCCUCUAGCUGGUAGAUCCAGAAGGAUGUGGACCUAUGAGGAGGACAAAGCGUUGAGACGUGGAGUGCUACACUAUGGAGAGGGGAAGUGGGCCAAAAUUCUGCAGGAGUUUGAUUUUGGAGAUCGCACCAGUGUAAUGCUCAAAGACAGAUGGAGGACCUUAAAACGUAAACAUCUCUGA